AUGUUCGACCAGCCGGAUGUCAUGGACGUCAGCCCGGCGGCACCAGGGCCAGUGCCUGAGAAGGCCGAGUUGCCGUCGCCGCUCAAAGAAGUCAAGAUGGAACCUACAGAGAGCCCCGAGAAGCCUCGCUUUGCUUGGGCUGCCUCGAUGCUGGGUGCUGCUCGAGAGGCUGCUGCCGACUCUGGCACUUCGACCCCGAAAGCUCCCAAUGGAAUUUCAAUUCCAAGGACCCGGGAUGUGCAGCAGCUGAUUGCUGCGAAAGGCUUCGGCGCCUUGAGUUCCGGAUCUGAUGGCGAAGUUGAAGCUCCACCGCCUCCGGCUGAUGAUGCCGGCGCCUGCAAGUGCAACUUGUGCCAGCGCAGGAGGCGGGCGCAGAAGUCCAAGUUCUGCUCUGUGUGCCGUUCCGACGUCACUGCAGCCAAGCGGGACUGUGAACGACCAGAGAACGAUCGAGGCCAGUGGUUCACCGAUCUUCUUCGAAAAGGAGGAGAACCUUUCGAGGACUUUAUGCAGACAUUCAUCAAAUCAAACGCCGGCAGCCGCCGAAAAUACAGUCAGCGGCAGCGCUUCGACUUUAUUCGUUACGAGGAAUCAAGGAAGGUUCAAAGCAAGCUCCGUCUGGGCUACAAGGCCGUCUUUAUGCACAAGGAACGUGCUGUGUCGCACUGGGUUGCAACCAUUGGACUUUCCAGGAUGGAAGCACUGACCAAAUGGGAUUUAGAGCGAGCUGCAGCACGACACGUGCUUCGCGACGGGCCGGGGGGUUCGGAUCGGAUCCCCGUGAAGCAAGACGACUUUCUUAUUGUCGAGGACGAUAUCGUCGACGAGAAGCAGCUUGUGAAAAGUCACAGACAAACGAAGCACACGGAGGAGACGAAUGCAUUGAUGCUGGAUGGAUUGAGUGCAGGACGGGCAUUCUCCCAAGCUGAUCUUGAAGAGUACGGCAUUGGGCACCUGGACAACCCGGACCUGUACAAGGACUUGUUUGCUCAGCAACAGCUUGGGGCUGCUGCUGUGGAAGCCGCACCUGGCGGAGCCCCGUCUGGAGGUCCUGCAGGUGCCGCUGCAGGAGCAGAGCCGGAGGAGCUGAAAAAGCAGAAGAACUUCGACUCCGCGACGGAGCGCAUGGCGCUUCGAACCAAGAUUCUGGCUUCCAUCGACAAGGUGGCAGCCGAAUUGAAGCAGCUCAUUUCCGACGCUGACUUGGAGAGCAGCAAGCAGCCAGAUGAACUGCCAGGGAGCGAGGCCGAGGCCGUGCGGCUGCUGACGGGUCGUCUUAAUGUGGCUAUCAAAUUCCUCGGGUCCUACACGGCUGGCACGGCAUCCUAUGAAGAAGCCGCAGCCGCCCGGGAAAUGAAUGAAUUCCACGAAGAGCUUCAAAAAGGCCACGCCGAGAUGCCUGAGGUUUUCGCUGAGGCUCCAUGCCUCAUUCAGCUCACCAUGCAGGUGGCGGACGAGGCGAAGAAGAUCAAUUCUAUUGCGGAGAAGAAAGCUCUUGAGAAGGAGUUCACCCCCGUCUUGAACGUCGUCAGCUUGAUGAAAACUGCUCUGAAAGGUGCCCUGGACAAAGUCAAAAAAAAUGCCAGAGACAGGCAAGCUCGAGCUGAGAAGGCCAAGAGGAUUGCCGACCAGGCUGCUUCCAAGCAGUUGCAAGCAGACACAAAAAAGAGGCAGGCGGAAGAGCGCAAGUUGAGCAAAGCUGCCGUGAAACAAGGCAAGGUGGGAUCCAUGUUCGACAUAGACUUCGUGAAACUUGGAGUUCGACCUCUCGAGCAUGCCAACAACUCUGAGUGCAUCGCGGCCCUUGAUUGGACGAAGCCUUGGGUUGCCAAAACCGAUUGUGAAGCCUUGGCUAAGCUCACGGACGUGCUGCAGGACACCAAGGUCAAAACGGUCCUGGACACCUUCUACUCCGGGUUCCCUGGCAGCUCGGCGGCCAUCCAGGGAACCAUGAGGUACACCAGUCCGGUGAAGGACUCGAGGGCCCUCCGCAGCGUCAUCUUGGACACGCUCGGCUACAAGGAGACUCUGCCCCAAGGCAGCGAUGCAAAAUUCUUGGAGAAUUUCGACGCCGUGCAGGCGUUUGGCUAUGGAGAAGAAAUGACAUCGGCAGGGUUGGAUGCAAGGCAGCUACCGUCGCUGCGAAUCCAAACGCAAGGACACCGGGCAAUCGUCAUGCUCCCUCUCGACAAGGUAGCGGCCUACUUGAAAGUCUGCAAAAAAGGUGAGGCUGCCAGCCACAAGGAUGUCAUGGACUUCAUCACCACCGCACAGCCCAGCUCCGUCGCCGCAUUCUUGACGAUGCACCCCGACUGCCUCUUCCAUGCGCUGCUGCCGAAGAACACAGUUGCUUACUGUCCUCCGGCAUGGCUACUUCUCGAGAAGGCACCUGAUAAUGUGUCCACGAACACUCGGUAUGAUGGUAUGUCUGGUAUGCUUUCGUAG
Molecule: messenger RNA, 2445 nt
Organism: Symbiodinium sp. CCMP2592
Lineage: Eukaryota; Dinophyceae; Suessiales; Symbiodiniaceae
Source: the annotation of a GenBank genome assembly